AGUAUUGUUGUAAAAUAAGUCAAAAAUGUUUAAAGUUGUACUUGUGCUGUGCCUACUUGCUGUAGUAUCUUCUUUACACAUACCUAGUUUCAUUAAAGCGUGUAGCAAAAGUGAUCCAAAUUUUAACGAUUGCGCUUUAGAACAAACAAAAGCCGCUUAUCCCUCUAUAAGCAAAGGUGACAAACAAUUUAAGGCUCCACCUCUAAAUCCAUUUUUCAUGCCAUUGAUAGAAGUAGAUACUGGACCAAAUUUAGCAUUAAAAAUGAAGGAACUGACUGUUAAAGGACUAGACAAUGCUGAAUUUACUGAUGUAAAAUUCGAUCUGGAAAAGAAUAAAGCCCAUUUAAAAUUAUCCACCGACUUAAAUUUUGAUGGUUCAUAUGACAUUAAUGGUCAAAUUUUAGUUCUUCCAAUUACAGGAAGUGGACAUUGUAACAUAACAUUUUCCCAUGCUGAUUUUGAGUAUGUCUUUGAAUGGGACGUUAUUGAUAAAGACGGCAAAAAGUAUGCAAACGUUAAGGAUGCCCAUUUAGACUUAAAGCUAAAAAGAGCUUAUUUUCUACUUGAAAAUUUGUUUAACGGGGAUAAACUUUUGGGUGACAAUAUGAAUAUGGUGUUAAAUGAUAACUGGGAGGAAGUAAUGAAGGAAGUUGGAGCGGGUAUUAACCAUACCAUUGAAGUUGUUGUGACGAAUAUUUUGAAAGCAUACUUUGAAAAGAUACCUUACAAUGAAAUGUUUGUUGAUUAAUAAUUUAAUUGUGAUCGGAAAUGUUUUAUAGGUUCGAAUUAAAACUUAGUUAGCAGCAUUAAAUAGUCUUUUAUUUAACUUUUUAUACUUUCUAGUAAGUUGGCUUCAGAAACUUCAUUAUCAUCAUCAUCAUAUGAAAGCUCUUUGAUAUUCUGUUUAAAAUGCACAACAAAUUUUAAGUUUCUUAUGAGGUCUUCUUUAAAACAUCGCUUUUUUUCUUUACAUUCCUGCCAUACUUGAUAUGCCAUUUCCAGGAAUGAUCCUAUUAGACCCAUUAUAGAACCAACAAAGAGUACCAAAAACACACCACCAACGUUUUUUAAAUCGAGAGGCGUAGCAUCUCCACCUUCAGAUUUUGACUAUAAAAUAAAUUUUUUUAAA
Brassicogethes aeneus is the source of this 1129-nucleotide messenger RNA. The record is from the annotation of a GenBank genome assembly. NCBI's taxonomy places the organism in Eukaryota, Metazoa, Arthropoda, Insecta, Coleoptera, Nitidulidae.